AUGAAUCCGAAUGAAAAAGGCAGAGGCAUGCUACUUUACAUUCGUAAAAACAUCCAAUAUAAAGAAACAGACGAUGACUCUGGAUUCGAGGAACUGCAAGUGUUUAACUUGAUUUUAACGGAGGUAGAAGUUGUCAUCGCCUCGACAUAUCGGAGCCCAUCAUCAACUCACGAAAACAACUCCAACCUCAACAAUUUUUUAAGAAAAAUAGGAUCAAGUCGAUCUAGAUACAUUGUGCUGGGAGACAUGAACUUCCGAGAUAUAGACUGGAAAUAUUUGAGCACGAAUCACGACGAAAACAGCAAAGAACACCAUUUCAUUGAGGCGGUCAGAGAUUCUUAUCUCGACCAACAUGUUGACAGACCAACACGCGUGACCAAACAUAAUGAACCGUCACUCCUAGACCUCUUAUUAACUGAUAAAACCUUAGAACCAUCUUCCAUUGAAUACAUCUCUCCACUGGGGAAAGGUGACCACACACUGUUACACGCAAAAUUCAACCUUUGGACAACAAGGCGCUCCAAAGAGAGGCUAAAUUACAAUAAAGGAAGCUACGAUGAACUCAGGUCUGACUUAAAAAAUAAUCUUAUUUACGAAGGUUUGCUAACCCUUGACCAAAAUUGGAAUAAAUUCAAAAGUACUCUUGAUUCUGCCACCAAGAAAUUUAUACCUAAAAUGAAAAUCCGGAUAAAGCAACACAAAUUGCCAAUGAGCUCCGAAGUAAGAGAUGUACUUCGAGAUAAACAUAAAACUUGGAAAGAUUUCAAGAAAGAGAAGUCGCAAAGAAACUAUGAAAACUACACAUCGGCUCGAAACAAAGUCAGGAAAUUGACACGACAAUGUGUUCGAAAGCACGAAGAAGAUGUAUCCAAAAGCAUCAAACACCAACCUAAAAAGUUCUGGAACUACGUGAAUAAGAAAAUUAAAACAACCGAAAUAAUACCGGCUCUCAAAAUUGGACCAAACAAGUGGGCCAUGACCGACAAAGAUAAAGCUGAUACUCUUGUCAACUUUUUCAGUUCUGUAUUCACGAUUGAAACACCAGGCAGCCGGGAAGUAGUGGAUUACCAAGAAAAUCAAUUAUCUGAUGACCUCUUUAUCUCCAAAGAGACAAUCCUAAAUGAACUCAAUGCGCUAGACACUACGAAAUCAACGGGGUCAGAUAACGUACACCCUCGGGUAUUGCGAGAAUCCCGAUACGAAAUAGCUGAAAUGAUGAGUGGUUUAAUGCAAAGUUCUUGGGAGAAAGGUGAAAUACCAGAAGAUUGGAAAUGCGCAAAUAUAACAGCAAUUCACAAGAAGGACGCAAAAAGUGAUCCUAACAAUUAG
Messenger RNA from Symsagittifera roscoffensis, 1329 nucleotides. RefSeq lists its product as uncharacterized. The transcript has a single exon. Lineage: Eukaryota; Metazoa; Xenacoelomorpha; Acoela; Convolutidae. Gene Ontology annotation, cellular component: extracellular matrix. Gene Ontology annotation, molecular function: catalytic activity. Bases 1 to 1329 code for a protein of 442 amino acids. The record is from RefSeq and is a predicted model, not a curated record. Gene Ontology annotation, biological process: cell adhesion involved in heart morphogenesis; larval heart development.